This is a messenger RNA of Limulus polyphemus (Atlantic horseshoe crab), 855 nucleotides long. RefSeq lists its product as uncharacterized. The record is from RefSeq and is a predicted model, not a curated record. Gene Ontology annotation, molecular function: protein dimerization activity. The transcript has a single exon. Lineage: Eukaryota; Metazoa; Arthropoda; Merostomata; Xiphosura; Limulidae. The annotation marks the transcript as partial.
CUGCAAGAUUCUUUCCAAGCUCACCCACAAGUAUUUCUCACCGAAGGGUUGGAGCGAUUACCCAAAACCAGCUUGAAUUUACAAAAUCCAGAAAUAGAUCUUAACGAAGGUGUGAGACUUUUGCAGUCAUUGGAGGCCUAUAUCUCAGACCUCAGGACCAAUGACUCAUUUGAGGACUUUGAGCAAGAAGGCAUUGCAAAGGCUGGGACAUCAGUUUACAAAGAAGAAACGCAAAGGAAGCGAAAAGUUAGUACCAGGAUAACAAGAUAUGACGGCGAAGCACACGCAACAGAUUUUUCACCUCGCCAGAGUUUCAAGAUUAAUGUGUACUUACCGAUCUUAGACAAAUUACCAGCAGAGCUUAAAAAACACACUGAAGCAUAUAGAUCUGUGUCCAACCGAUUUGGAUUUCUUUCUCAUAUUUGCAAUAUUGAUGUCGACGCACUUAAAAAGGCAGCAAAUACCGUCAUACAAGUUUAUCCGGACAACUUUGAUUUGGCCUUUGUGGAAGAGCUCGUCCACUUUCAGAAGUACAUUCAAGGACAAUCCGAUGAUGAUGUCACUGGGAUGUAUGGAGCUCUGGCAAGAGAUCGACUGCACGAGGUGUAUCCAAAUACAUACAUUUGCUUUAAAAUUUAUAUGUUCUUAAUGAUCACUAACUUUUUAGGUGAGCGUUCAUUUUCGGCACUGAAGAGGCUCAAAACCUAUUUGCACUCAACAAUGAAUGAUGAGAAACUUAGUCAUCUGGCACUCAUGCACAUUGAAUCAGAUAUGCUUCGAUCUGUUGAUUUACAUGCUGUUAUCGACACUUUUGUAAACCAAAGAAUACGGACAUUUUUAAAACUACAAAUGUAA